CCCUAAAAAACCUAAGCUGAGAUGGAACCGGAGGCGAUGGAGUCCGAUGUUGUUUUCCUUUCCGGUGACAAUGAGACCGCCGCCUUGGACGGGGACGACCUUGCUGUCGGCGUACUGUCCCGCUUCCAAUCCUCUUCCAACGACGACCGCCAGCACCUUUGCGCCACGGUCGGCGCCAUGGCUCAGGCACUCAAGGACCAGGGCAUCCCGCACACUCCCGUUGCCUACUUCGGCGCCACCGUAUCCUCCCUUGAUCGGCUUUCCCGCCACCCCGCCUCUGGCUCCGACCCUGCCACCGCUUCCCUGCUAUCCUUCCUCGCCAUCGCGUUCCCCAAGGUUCCUCGUCCCGUCGUCAGGAGUAGAUGGAAGGAGGUGUCUGAAACUUUGAUUAGGGUGCUAGGGUUUGAUUCACUACAGCCUGCCGGCGUCAAAUCUGGGCUGCGUUGUGCUUCUUAUUUACUCGCAGUUGGAGAUAAGGCGAAUUGGUCGGACUUGUCACCUCUUUACGAUUCUCUUAUAGGUUUUAUGACGGAUCAACACCAGAAGGUAAGAAAGGAGUGCCAUACAUGCAUGAGUGAUGUGCUGAGAAAUUUCCAGCAUCAUCCUGUUUUACUUAUAGCAAGUGAGGUUAUAACCUCCAACUUUGAGAGAUAUCUACUACUUGCUGGUGGAUCUUAUGAGGAUUCAGCUCCUUCAGAGGGCCCUAAAGGUGCUAUGCUGGUCCUGUAUAUCUUAAAUGCUUUGAAGGUCUGCCUUCCCCUUAUGGCAAUGAAGUACACAAAUACCAUUUUGAAAUACUGCAAAAAACUUUUGGAGCUGCAGCAGCCGAUUGUAACAAGAUGCAUAAUGGAGGUUCUUUAUGCCCAUUGCAGCAGUCCAACUGCUAGGGUUUCUCCAGAAUUGCUACAAGAUUUAUUGUGCUCACUAGCCCUGACUGUUCCUGAAGAAAAGUCUGCAGAUUAUAUGGCAUCAACAGCACGUUUAUUACACUUUGGUACAAGAAAAGUUUAUGAUCUAAACAAGGAGAUCUGCAUUGUGAAACUUCCUAUUAUAUUCAAUUCUCUUGGAGAUAUUUUAGCCAGCGAUCACGAGGAAGCUAUAUUUGCUGCUAUGGAGGCCUUGAAGGGUUUAUUAUGUGCUUGCAUUGAUGAAAACCUGUGCAAGCAAGGUACCGAUCAGAUAAAAAAUACUGAUGGAGGGUCUAGGAAAUCUGGACCUACUAUCAUUGAGAAACUAUGUGCUACUAUAGAAGGUUUUCUUGGAUACCGUUAUGAUGCUAUUUGCGACAUUUCAUUUCAGAUUCUCUCGACAACAUUCAGUCAACUAGGAGAAUCAUCUUACUAUCUAAUGGUUGGAGCUGUUAAAAGCCUUGCAGAUAUGCAAAAUUUAUCAGAUGAGGACUUCUCUUUUAGAAAGCAGCUUCAUGAGUGUCUUGGAUCAGCUAUUAGGGCCAUGGGGCCUGAAAAAUUUCUUACCAUUGUGCCUCUUAACUUGGACGUGGAAGUUGCCUCAGACGCCAAUGUUUGGCUAUUUCCAAUAUUGAAGCAACAUGUGGUUGGAUCAAGCCUGAUCUUUUUCUCAGAAUACAUAUUGGGUAUCGUUAAACGUUUGAAGCAAAAAUCCCUUGAGCUUGAGAAGGAGGGAAGGGUCUUUUCAGCAAGAAAUGCAGAAGGUCUUAUAUACGCAUUAUGGUCCUUGCUACCAGCCUUUUGCAACUAUCCUGUUGACGUUAACAAAGGUUUUAAAGCUAUUCAGAAGGAUUUGUGCAAUGCACUCCUUGAAGAACCUGAGUUGCGUGGAAUAAUAUGUUGCAGCCUUCAGACUUUGAUUCGUCAGAACAAUGACAUAAUUUCAAGUACAACCUCUGAACCUGAUGCUGAAGUAAGCCACAUUAGAGCAGAAGAGAAUCGCUAUAAGUAUAAUAAACAACAAGCAGAAGAAAAUCUGAAGGCAAUAAAAUCAUAUGCUUCAGAGUUUUUUUCAGUUUUAUCAGAGAUGUUUUUGAAAUCUCCCAAGGAUAUCGGUGGCUGCUUGCAGGAUACCAUCCAUGAUCUUGCAUCCAUAUCAGACAAAAGGAUCGUGAAGAACUUAUUCAAUGCUAUUAGUCAGCAACUGUUGAAGGUUACUCAGGAAGCUAUUAAAGCAAAACAGUUACAUAAUUCUGAUGAAACUCUAGAUAAUUUAUCAAAUGAAGCAUCACUAUGCCAUGCAAGGGCCCUCCUAUUGGACUUGGCAUCUUCACUUCUGCCUGGACUGGAUGAUACAGAGAUUUACUCGUUGCUCAAGGCUAUUGAGCCUGCUUUCCAGGAUGAAGAAGGGAUUCUACAGAAAAAAGCAUAUAAAAUUCUCUCAGUUAUACUGAAGGAACGUUAUCACAUUCUUUCAGAUAAUUUGGAUGAAGUGCUACAGUUGAUGAUUGUUUCACUGCCUUGCUGUCACUUUGCAGCUAAACGCCAUAGACUUGAUUGCUUGUAUAUUUUGAUUGUCCAUAUAUCAAAGGAUUUAUUUGAUCAUAAGAGGAGGGACCUAAUUAGCUCUUUUCUCACUGAAAUAAUGCUUUCGUUGAAAGAGGCAAAUAAAAAGACAAGAAACAAGGCUUAUGACUUGCUUGUUGAAAUAGGCCAUGUAUGUGUAGACGAGGAAAAGGGGGGAAGACAAGAAAACCUCUUACAAUUUUUUAACUUGAUUGCUGGUGGUCUUGCUGGUGAAACACCACAAAUGAUCAGUGCUGCAAUAAAAGGGUUAGCUCGUUUGGCAUAUGAAUUUCAAGACCUUGUUGUUGUAGCUUUCAACUUGCUUCCCUCCACAUUUCUUCUCCUGCAAAGGAAGAACCGUGAGAUUGUCAAAGCAAAUUUAGGUUUUGUCAAGGUAUUGGUGGCAAAAUCUAAAGCCGAUGGCUUGCAUAUGCACUUAAAGACAAUGGUUGAUGGGCUUCUGAAAUGGCGCGAUGACACCAAGAAUCAUUUCAAGGCUAAGGUUAAAUUACUGAUUGAAAUGCUUGUGAAAAAAUGUGGCUUUGAUGCUGUGAAAGCAGUUAUACCUGAAGAACACAUGAAACUACUAACAAACAUUCGGAAGAUUAAAGAGAGAAAGGAGCGGAAAUCCAAUUCUGAAGCUGAUGAUGAAUCUCUUGUAUCCAGAACAACCAUGUCGAGACACAGUAAAUGGAAUCAUACUCGUAUCUUUUCUGAUUUUGGAGAUGAAGAUUCGGAUGACCAUGCUGGUGAACAAGCAAUGACAAAAACAAUUGGUCGGCAGACAAAAGCUUCUCGUCCUGGCACAGGCAUUUCGUCUGUAAGGUCAAGCCGAAAACGCUCAACAGUUAAGAGCCUGCCAGAAGAUUUGCUCGAUCAGUCGGAUGGUGAUCCACUCGAUCUUCUAGAUUGCGAAAAGACAAGAUCAGCACUACGAUCCUCAAAUCAACUCAAAAGAAAACAAUCCUCCAUUGAAAUGCCAGAAUUUGAUGCUGAUGGUCGCCUUAUCAUCCAUGAAGAUGGUUACAAACCUAAAAAGGAUAGAGUUGUCUCAAAUGAUGAGGCAGCUACAAGAAGCCGCACAGAUGCUCGCUCUUUGCCAGCAUCGUCAUCAAAAUCUCAGAAAAAGCGACAGAAGACUUCAGAUUCUGGUUGGGCCUACACUGGCAAUGAGUAUACCAGCAAAAAGGCUGGUGGUGAUUUCAAGAAGAAGGAUAAGCUGGAACCCUAUGCAUAUUGGCCGCUUGAUAGAAAUCUGCUAAAUCGGAGGAAGGAGAGGAGGGCUAUCGCCCGGAAGGGUAUGGUGAGGAUAAUGAAAGUUACAAAGAAGCUCGAAGGGAAGAACGUAUCUGCUGCACUCUCUUUGAACAGAGCACCGUCGUUCAAAACUAAACAAAAGAAGGUUGGGAAGAGGUAAUGCGGUUCAUUGAUUCGAGUGAUAAGAAUUGAGUUGAUGUUCCAUAAUUUUGUUUAAUGUUAUACAUUUAUGAAUUGUAAUUCUUUUGUAUCGGGUUGUGGUAGUUUGUUCAAAAUUCCAUGUUCGGUUGUAUAAUUUAUAGUUUUGGCAUUGCAUUACUAAAUUAUGAAAUUGGAUUCUCAAGUUUCUUUUGGUUAA
Molecule: messenger RNA, 4089 nt
Organism: Zingiber officinale
Lineage: Eukaryota; Viridiplantae; Streptophyta; Magnoliopsida; Zingiberales; Zingiberaceae
Product: RRP12-like protein
Exons: 19
Coding region: 22-3891 (1289 amino acids)
Source: RefSeq, a predicted model, not a curated record